Molecule: messenger RNA, 882 nt
Organism: Indicator indicator
Lineage: Eukaryota; Metazoa; Chordata; Aves; Piciformes; Indicatoridae
Gene: SMAP2
Product: small ArfGAP2
Exons: 6
Molecular function (GO): GTPase activator activity
Source: RefSeq, a predicted model, not a curated record
AAAGAAAAAGAUGACAAAUGGAAGAGGAGUAAUGAGGCAGUAUCAGAAAGGAAACUGGAACCUAUCAUCUUUGAGAAGGUGAAAAUGCCUCAAAAGAAAGAAGAAACACAACAGUCCAGAAAAAGUUCUCCUAAAUCUGAGCCAGUGAUGGACUUGUUAGGACUUGAUGCUCCUGUGAUGACCACCAUAACAAAUGGCAGGCCCAGCAGCUUAGAGAAGGAUCUGGACCUCUUUGCCUCUGUGGGAUCAAACUCUGACUCCAGGAAGGUCACAGGCUCUAUGCCAACGUCUGGAAGUGCUGGUUCUGUCCCUGAAAACCUCAACCUCUUCCCUGAGCCAGGAGCCAAAGGGGAGGAAGUGGGGAAGAAGCAGCUCUCUAAAGAUUCCAUCCUCUCCUUGUAUGGCUCCCAAACACCUCAGCUGCCUGCCCAAGGAGCGAUGUUCAUGGCCCCAGCUCAGCUGGCAUACCCUGCAGCACCAUACACUGGCUUCCCAGGAGUAGGCCCCUCCAGCAGCAUGAUGGGAGGCAUGAUGGCACCCUCGGUGGGCAUGAUGGCCCAGCCUGGAGCCACAGGGAUGGUGCCACCCAUGGCCAUACCAGCUGGGUACGUGGGCAACGUGCAGGCGGCCGUCAUCGGCGUCCCCAACGGGGUGAUGGCUGCCCAGCAGGCUGGCUACGUGGCUGGGGUGGCAGCAGUUCCCCAGCCUGUCUAUGGGGUGCAGCCAGCACAGCAGCUUCAGUGGAACAUUGCUCAGAUGACCCAGCAGAUGGCUGGGAUGAACUUCUACGGAGCUAAUGGCAUGCUGGGCUAUGGACAGUCAAUGGGUGGAGGAGGUGCCCAGGGAAGCAAUCAGUCCCUCAGCACUCAGCUCUGGAAAUGA